AUGGAUGGUGGUGGCGGGGGGUGGGAGAUAAUGAUUUUGGCAAUAGUUUGCCUCAUCGCGGGAAUCACGACCGGGGUUCCGGAAGUAGAAUCGAAAAAAUUACUUCAUUUUGGAAAAUUCGGUGGAAGAGGAAAAUGGGGUCACGGAAGAUUACCGCCACCCCCACCCCCACCGCCUCAUCAUAAUUGGAGACCACCAAAAUGGCAUCAUCACGGAUAA
Pediculus humanus corporis (human body louse) is the source of this 219-nucleotide messenger RNA. RefSeq lists its product as uncharacterized. The coding region runs from base 1 to 219 and encodes 72 amino acids. NCBI's taxonomy places the organism in Eukaryota, Metazoa, Arthropoda, Insecta, Psocodea, Pediculidae. The transcript is spliced from 2 exons. The record is from RefSeq and is a predicted model, not a curated record.